AGCCCUGCUAAAAACACUCCAACCAAACUCCGCCGUUUUCUCGAGUAUGCCGAAUCUGAUGCUGGGGUCAAAAAUGCAACAUAUCACCUGUUCGCACUCGAGAAUAAAGGGUAUGGACCUGAUAUUCUUGAAUGUGUAGAGGACAAGGACUUGGUAGAUCUUGGUAUAAAACAUGGAGAUGCCAUGCGUUUGAAGCGCGCAGCACCGAUCUGGUUCAAUGGACCUGAGGCAAAACGAAAACAACCACUUGCCCCAUUGGCUCAACCAGACCAGCAUCAAAAUCGGACACGUUUCGAGAAGAGAUGGAUCGAUGGUGGGCGCUUUUCCACUUCAGGAAGAUCAAUGCGACGGUUAGAUGAUGGUGAAAAACUUGAUCCUUCUUAUAGUUGGUUUUACUUCUCCGAACUUGCACAUUCAAUGAUUCCUGUUCCCAAAAAUUUUGUACCA
Molecule: messenger RNA, 447 nt
Organism: Lentinula edodes (shiitake mushroom)
Lineage: Eukaryota; Fungi; Basidiomycota; Agaricomycetes; Agaricales; Omphalotaceae
Exons: 1
Source: RefSeq, a predicted model, not a curated record